AUGGCAGGCCAUAUUACUAGGUCAAGAAGGCUAGAAACUCAGCAGCUGGAACAGUCGAGGGCUAAGUGGACAACAUCACUCACUAAGAUACUGGCAGAUUUGAUGGUUGACCAAGUACACAAAGGGAAUAAACAAAACAAUUCGUUCAAUAAGAAAGCGUGGAAAUAUAUAUGUGAUGGAUUUUACAACAAAACAGGUUUGAAAUGGGACAGGGAGCAACUCAAAAACCGACAUUCUGUGUUGAGGAGGCAGUAUGCUAUCGUGAAGUCCAUUCUCGAUCAAGGUGAGUUUAUUUGGGAUGAAGCCACAGGAUCCAUAAGGGCGGACGAUGAAAUUUGGGCUGAAUACAUCAAGAAUCAUCCCGAUGCUGAGACCAUAAAAAUUGGUGGCUGUCCAAUCUUUAAGGAGCUAUGUACAAUAUUCUCUGAACCAACAACGAACGGAAAGCAUGAAUUUUUAGCUACGUCUGAAGGUGAACAUACUCCUGGAGCUCCUUGUCCAAAGUUCUUGAGCACACACCAAGAGGAGUCUUCAUCUGAAUAUGAUGACGAGGAAAAUUCAAAUUACACUCCAACAGUUCAACCUACUACACCAACAGCAACUUGCAGUAGUCGCAAAAGAGGGCGUAAAGGAGUUGAUUAUGCUAUUGCUGAUGCUAUAUUGGAGAUGGCAUCUGCUUCAAAGAUGAGGGCAGCUGCUAUAGAGCAACGUAACUCUAAAUACAACAUUUCUGACUGUAUUAAGGAAUUAGAUUUAAUGCAAGGUGUUGAUCAAAGGAUAUAUUUUGCUGCUCUAGAUAUUUUCAACAAACCUAAUGCAAGGGAAAUAUUUUUGUCUCUCAAAAAGAAUAAACGUUUAACAUGGUUGCACCACAGAUGUGCGGUUGCAUUAUCAGAAAGUGCAGAUUGA
Molecule: messenger RNA, 909 nt
Organism: Lathyrus sativus (Indian pea)
Lineage: Eukaryota; Viridiplantae; Streptophyta; Magnoliopsida; Fabales; Fabaceae
Source: the annotation of a GenBank genome assembly